AUGGCCGGCAGACCAAAAGCGGCACUUUCAAUUGUACCGGCAAAUGAGGUGAUGCCUUUGUGCAACAUUCGCACUGAAGUUUGGCGUCUGCAAACUCUCUGCCAACAUUUGCAAACGCCUGACUCUGCGUUGCAGUGGUGUGCUCGGCGCAGAUUAGUACAGAAUUCUGUUCUGUGCGUACACUGCAAUCAGCCUUGCAGUUUAAAUAGGUACCAACAGGGUAGUGAUGGCAGACGCUGGUCGUGCGAUGGUUGCAACUAUCGCAGGUCUGUAAGAGAGCAUUCAUUUUUUGCGCGCAGCCAUCUGUCCAUCCAGAAAAUUGUCAUAAUUAUUUACUGUUGGGCACAUGACAUGCCGCAAAAGCAAAUACUACAUGAAGCUGAUGUUGCGGAAAAUUCAGUGGUCGACUGGUGCAAGUUCAUGAGAGAGGAGUGCAGCAACUGGAUGCAGCGGAAUGGCACACAAGUCGGCGGCUUGGAUGACCACGGUGAGCCUAUUGUGGUGGAAAUCGACGAGUCGAAAUAUUUCCACCGGAAAUAUCACCGUGGACAGUGGCGAGAGGGUCACUGGGUCUUUGGUGGGAUUGAGAGGGACAGUGGCAGGUGUUUUCUGACUGUGGUGCAGGACAGGUCGGCAGCCACGCUUCAGGCUUGCAUUCUGCAGCACAUCUUGCCUGGCACCCAUAUAAUAUCGGAUGGCUGGGCUGCAUACGCCAACAUUUCCCAGUUAGGACAGGGAAUUUUUGAGCAUUCUGUUGUUGUCCAUGAAGAACAUUUCGUGGACCCAGAGGACUCAGAAAUUCAUACUCAAAACAUUGAGAACAUGUAG
Physella acuta is the source of this 828-nucleotide messenger RNA. RefSeq lists its product as uncharacterized. NCBI's taxonomy places the organism in Eukaryota, Metazoa, Mollusca, Gastropoda, Physidae. The record is from RefSeq and is a predicted model, not a curated record.